Phalacrocorax carbo (great cormorant) is the source of this 1930-nucleotide messenger RNA. The record is from RefSeq and is a predicted model, not a curated record. Lineage: Eukaryota; Metazoa; Chordata; Aves; Suliformes; Phalacrocoracidae.
GGAGGGCGGGGCCGGGGGCGGCGGCGGCGGCGGCGGCGGGGCCUGGCCGGGCCCUCCCCGUCCCCGCGGCGGCGGCGGCGGGGCCAUGGCGGAGCUGAAAGACCGCCUCGAGGCGGUGGAGCGGCGGCUGGAGCGGGCGGAGGCGGCGCUGCGGGACGGGCCGCCUUGGGCGCUGCGGCUGCCCGCGGUGCUGGUGACGUUCGAGGACGUGGCGGUGCGCUUCAGCCGGCAGGAGUGGGCGAGCCUGGACGACGGGCAGAAGGAGCUCUACAGGACCGUGAUGGAGGGCAACUACGAGACGCUGGUGUCCUUGUAUUGUGCCCUGUCCAAGCCUGAACUCUUAUCUCAGAUUGAACGAGAAGAGCUGCGCACACCACCGCUGGAGCCAGACCUGGAAGGUGCCGGCAUGUCCCCGGUGCCGCCUGUAGAGCUGGACCGCCCGAGCGAUGAUGGUCUGCUGGAGACGAAGGCAGGGGACCCUUGCGGUGGGAACUCUAAGGACCAGGAGGAAAGCAGGAGCCUGGCGGUCGCGGCGAACUGCAGUGCACCACAUGCCCCGCACGAAGCCACCGCUGUCCCGGCAGAUCUCAGCCAGCCGACCCCGUCUCCUUCCUGCCCUCUCUCCACGUGGUGCUGUGAAGCGGUGAAUCCAAACCGCUCUCUGCUGCCUCCCCACGCAGCAGGUACUGGGAUGGAGCCCUUCCUCCCUCCUCGGCGGGGCUGGCAGCCUCGAGCAGAUGCCGAGGUGGGGAUCCCAACGGAGGUGCCGCAGGAGGGGGUCGCCGCGGAGAAGCCGGCGGUGCCUGAAACACCCUCGAAGGGUGUGGAAGUGGAGGAGGAUGUGAAAGAUUCAGGGAGUGGCGGCCAGGGUGCGGUGGCUGAUGUUCCCAAAGAGCUGAGCAAGGCGGCGAUGCUGGAUGUCUGCAGAGCUACGGCAGAGGCGGACCCCAGCUGUGCCGUCGCCUCCCCGGGAGAGCCCGUGGAGGGCUCCUGCAUGGGCCGCACGGCGGCCUGCCAGCGAAACUCCACCCGGGAGAAAUUCUACUCCUGCCCCAUAUGCAGGAAAAACUUUCUGCUGAAGAUCAACCUCGUCAUCCACCAGCGGAGCCACAGCAACUGGGUGCCCUACAUCUGCGCGCACUGCGACCGGAGCUUCAUGUCCAAGAAGAAGAUCCGACGUCACCUGCGGUUCCGGGAGUCCAAGGGGUUCUGCCAGCCCUCGGAGGCAGAGGAGUGCUCCAGCCGGGCGCCGUGCCCUGCCUCCCAGCCCCGAGCCCCCAGUGCCGUGUGGGAGAAGCCCAGCCCCACCAGAUACCCGCUGUCGCCUGGCAAAAUGAUGUACACGUGCAAUGAGUGCAUGGAGAACUUCUCCAGCCAGAGCUUUCUGAUCCUGCACCAGCGCCGGCACACUAACCACCACCUCAUCCUCUGUCCCUGCUGCAACCGGACCUUCACCUGGGCCUCGGAUUUUGUCCGCCACCACCAGAUCCACACGGGCGAGCGGCCCUACCAGUGCGGCGUCUGCCAGAAGACUUUCAAGCGUCAUUACCACCUCAGCGUGCACCAGAGGAUCCACGGGCGGCAGGAGAGGCCCUUCCCCUGCGGCAACCAGCUCCCCGUGCCGGCGGCACCCGUCUAAGUGCGGACAGGGGCUGCGGGAAGCGUGGCAGGAAGGCGGGAGGUGUCUCCGCCGGGAUGAGGGGACGUUGUGGGAUUUCCUCCUCUCGCCCUCCGUGCCCACGGGUCGGAGGAGAGCUGGAGCGUGGGCAGCGUCGCCCAGCUCCUCCUGCCCCACCGUGGGGCCGGGGGGUGCCCAGCCCUGCCGGGGGGCACGUCGGGUGGCUCCCCAACGCCGGCCGGGCGCGGGGGCUGCCGCGAGGGAGAGACCUGGCCCUGUCCUGCAGGGCGCCAAUAGAUGCUGUAGCAAUCA